Xylaria bambusicola is the source of this 1815-nucleotide messenger RNA. RefSeq names its product aryl-alcohol dehydrogenase. The record is from RefSeq and is a predicted model, not a curated record. NCBI's taxonomy places the organism in Eukaryota, Fungi, Ascomycota, Sordariomycetes, Xylariales, Xylariaceae. The transcript has 6 exons. The coding region runs from base 392 to 1552 and encodes 386 amino acids.
ACAGGUCUGAAGCAACAUGGUCCAGAUAUGCUUACAAACAACUCUUAAAACCGAUUAUCUCCGCCGGACAAUUGAGUCUACACUUUCUCCAGAAUCUACUAUGUAGAAUAUGCGCUUCACGAGUAUCGGCGGCAGUGGGCUUUGUGUCCAUAUGGGAGUUAAGCUGAACUCGAGAAGUCCGAAGUCCGUGGAGCCAACAUCGUGGAUUUGUAUAUGAGAAGACGACUUCGAAAAUGAGGAUGAAUAUAAAAUGGGCAUGCCGUCGCUAUAUUCUCAGACGACCUCCUUAGCUAUCAACCACCUCCUCAUCAGCCUGAAUUCUAAACACUACUGUCCAUCUUUUAACACUAUCUUCUUCAGCUAUUUUUGUACGCACUAGAAAUCUGUCACAAUGGCCUUCCUACCUCCUGCUGCACCUAAGAGCCUGCUUGGACGACACCGUCUCCUCGCGCCAUCCGCAUCCGUCCGUGUUAGCCCCCUAUGUCUGGGAGGGAUGAGUAUUGGAGACGCAUGGUCUUUUGGAAUGGGUCAAUGUACCAAGGAGUCCGCAUUUGAGCUCCUGGAUACCUUCUAUGAUCUCGGGGGCAACUUCAUCGACACUGCCAAUGCCUACCAAAGUGGCCAGAGUGAGCUGUGGAUCGGCGAAUGGCUACAGAAGUCUGGUCGCCGUGACGAGAUGGUUAUUGCUACCAAGUAUACCAUGAGCCCUAAAUCCGGCCAGCCAGUCCAGCAAAGCAACUACGGCGGCACGGGGUCCAAGUCACUGCACGUAUCAAUUCAGAACAGCCUAAAGGCCCUUCAGACCGAUUAUAUCGACAUUCUCUAUGUUCACUGCUGGGACUACGCCACCGAGAUUCCCGAGCUUAUGCAUUCCUUGAAUAGUCUCAUCAAUCAGGGCAAAGUCCUGUACCUGGGCAUCAGCGACUCACCCGCCUGGCUUGUCGCCAAGGCAAACACGUACGCGCGGCAAAACGGUCUCAGGCCUUUCUCGAUCUACCAGGGCCGAUACUCUGCUCAGGAGCGGGACCUAGAGCGAGAGGUCAUCCCUAUGUGUCAAGCAGAGGGCAUGGCGUUCCAGCCGUUCGGUGUUCUUGGUGGCGGGUACUUCAAAUCGCCGGGGAAGGAAGACACUGGUGCUCGCAAGGUCCCACCUCCCAUGUUGGUUGGCCGCGAGGAGCAGAUGUCCAAAGUUCUCGACGCCGUUGCUACGCGCCACAAUGUGCCCAUCACGAGCAUCGCUCUAGCAUAUGUUCUCCAUAAGACUCCUUAUGUCUUCCCGGUCCUUGGAGGCCGCAAAGUCGAGCAACUGAAGGCAAACGUCGAGGCCCUUGGCAUUGAGCUAUCACCUGAGGAUAUCAAGGAGAUCGAGAGCGGCUACGAGUUCAAUCUUGGCUUCCCUCACAACUUCAUGAGUCUGACUGGAUCUAUGAUCCGAGGACCCCAGGACAUCAAUGUUCUGGCUAUGUUGGGCCACUUCGACUACGUUGCACCUGCCAGCGCGGUGAAGCCUCAUAAGGGCGACCUUACGGCGCCCUGGCAGGCACCAGCCUAGAUUUAACCUCGAUGGUUAUGCUGGGUCAGCAGUAGUGGUUGCCAAGCACGUAGGCCUUUAUAGAAUCAGAUUCAAACCUAUGUAGAUUUAUAUAUAUGUACAUAUAUAUGUGUGAAAUACAAGCCGUGUGACUUACUGCUGCAUAUAUUGCGCCAAAAGUGGAUUCUCGACCUGUACAUUUUGUUGUCCUGGAUAGGAGAGUAUGACUUCGAUAUACAAUCAAUUCAGCCUGAUAAAUAAGAGACUCAAAUGCCAACGUAAAC